ACGAUCCGUGCAUGCCGACAUAACCUCAGAAACUGUCGCUCUCCAUACGCCCAAUAAGGCCUGAUUCACACAUAGCGUGCUGUGCACCGACUGUGCACCGACCGUGCGCAGACUGUGCUCUGCUGCCACCAUUCACACAUAGUGGACUGGUCGCCGACUGUGCUGUAGCUGGUUUUUAUUUUGCAUUCGUAGAGAUGGAUCAGAACGAAGAAGAUGUGAUUGCUGCAUGCGGAGCAUACCUUGUGUUGCAAGAAGAAAAGAACAGAAAGAAAAGAAAAUAUUGGGUUCAUCAGUUAUGGAGAGCAAGAGACGAAGAAGGAGAAUUUCAUACGAUAUAUUCUCGCCUUAAGGAUGAUCAGGAUAAAUUCUUCACGUAUUUUCGUAUGAGCGUACGAAAAUUUGAAAAUCUGUUAAAAAUACUGGGACCAGAAUUGACAAAACAGAAUUCUAAAUGGAGGCAAUCUGUUUCACCGGAAGAAAGGUUAGCUUUAACAAUGAAAUACUUGGGUUCAGGAGACUCGCAAAUUUCUCUGAGUUUUAGCUAUAGACUGGCUCCUUCAACUGUAAAUUCUAUUAUAUUUCCAACUUGUAAAGCUAUAUGGGAAACAAUGGCCAAGAAAGAAAUGCCAGAACCAACUGGAGAAAUGUGGCGAAAAAUAGCGGAUGACUUUUAUUCAAUGCGGCAGUUCCCCAACUGCAUAGGCGAAAUUGACGGGAAGCACUUUGAAAUACAAGCUCCUAAAAAUAGCCGAUCCCUCUACUUUAACUAUAAAAAAACCUUUUCAGUUGUCCUUUUGGCACUCGUAGAUGCGAACUACAAGUUUGUGGUUGUUGACAUUGGAGGGUAUGGCAAGUCAAGUGAUGGUGGGAUUUUUUCAAAUUCAGUUUUUGGGAAACGUUUAGAAGAGAGCCGCUUGAACAUUCCAGAGCCAAGACCUGUACCGAAUUCCACAGAAACUUAUCCUUUCGUUAUUGAUGGAGACGAAGCAUUCCCUUUAAAACGAAAUUUACUACGGCCAUACCCAUAUGGCCUGUCCACUGGUCGUUCUCCGUCGACUUAAAGCUCGCCGGUAAUAUGAACGUAACAAGGCCCAUUUUGCUUUGCAAUCAUCUACUGUAGAAUGAAGAUGCCUCGCAAUGUCCUUCCAAACGUUGUCUUUUACUAAAUUAUUAUCAUAGUCUGGGCUCCUGAGAUUAUAAAGACAUUCAUGUUCUUGCACCAAUAAUAUGAGUUUCUCUUCAUCCAUAGUGAAGAAUGACAACAAUAUACGUGCUCUAAUUGCUACUUUCUCUCUCUCGCACUGAACUGAACAAAUGCUUCGCUCCGCUUCGGCACAAAGAUGUGCUGUAACGAAAACUGCCGAAUAGCGCCGGGCGACCGGUGGGCGCCCUUUCGUUAUUCACACAUACAGGGCUGUGCGCCAGCUGUGUCGAGCCGUGACCUUGAAGAAUCGCUUUUGAAACGGUCGGAGACGACACAGUAGGGACACAGUCGGGGCACAGCCGUCGCCCAGUCCAGCAUGUCUGAAUUACAUAAACCUGUGCAGUGCAUUUCAAAUGCAGACUGCCGUUUAGCAAUUCCAUUCAAAAUGACACAGUCGGUGCACAGUCAGUGCACAGCUCGCUAUGUGUG
Molecule: messenger RNA, 1633 nt
Organism: Cryptotermes secundus
Lineage: Eukaryota; Metazoa; Arthropoda; Insecta; Blattodea; Kalotermitidae
Exons: 1
Coding region: 195-1061 (288 amino acids)
Source: RefSeq, a predicted model, not a curated record